GGCGGACACAGCGAGCAGCCUCCGGGCCGCACUGACGGAAACGACACAGGUGAAAUACAGCCAGCGUGUUAAUCACUACUGACCAGGUGGCGACUGAACCCCGCAAGACAGCUCAUGCUCCGACGAGGAAACGUAUUUUUUGAUUGUGUCGACAUUACUGACCGUGACUUUUAACUGAACUCGUCCUUUUUCACACAGUCGGAGCUCAUUCGCCUGGCUCUAUUCCAGUGGGAGCCUCCGAUCCUGCCGCAUGAUCGCUAAUCCACACAGACAACCCACAUAGCUGAUGACCGCAUCAGUGUCCUGAUGUUUGGGUGAUAUGGGAGACUGGUGGACAACUGCGCCAAUAGAGACAUCUAUGGGAAGCCAUGAGAUCUCCAGCAUAUCACGCAUGACAAUGUCCCCUUCCAGGCAGAACAAUUUUGUGUCAAUGCACUCCUUGCCACUGUCCAAAAGCUCAUAUAACGUGAUAAGUGCCUUCUGUACAGAGGACAAUAUUCCUCAAUGCAUUUCUUACAUCAAUCAGGAGAUUGCCUCCCUGGGCCUCUCCUCCUCAUGUAUCAAGGCCAGCUCAGCAGGGGGAGCCAGCCUGGACACAGUGUCAGCUCUGAACAUUAUGUAUGAGCUGCUGCAGGUUCACUGGCGCAGUCAGGGCUCUCUGGGCGAGCUAGAGAGAGAGCAGCUGAAGAAUUCCAGCACCCUGGACCACCUACAGAUCAGCAACUCAAGACUGAAGGAUCAGUUGGAACUGUCUAAAAGGGAGAAAUCAGGUCUGCAUGAGGCAGAGAGGCAACUACAGCUCAAAAUCAAGACUUUGCAGCGUUGCCUAAAAACAGAAAAAGAUGAGGUUCAGAAGCUCCAGAGUAUCAUCGCCAGCCGUGCCUCUCAGUACAAUCAUGAUGCCAAGAGGAAAGAGAGAGAGUGUGCAAAGCUCAAGGAACGCCUCAGCCAGCUGCUGGUUGACAAAAAGGAUAAAAAACUAGCUAUCGAUGUACUGAACUACCUGGGACGACCAGAUGGGAAAAGGAUCCAGUGGAGGACAGCAAAAAUGGCAACCAGCCACGAGGGUGACAUGUACAAGUCCUUGCUCAGUGACUAUGAGGCACGUCAGAGAUCUCUGAUGCUGGAGAAUGCCGAGCUAAAGAAAGUCCUGCAGCAGAUGAAGAGAGAGAUGAUGUAUAUCCUGAGCCCACACAAGCCCUGUGCCAGAGGAGCCCAGGCCGAUGACAGCAAUGAGCAGGCUGGUUCAGACGGAGAGGAGAAGGCAGGUGACCCCAGCAGGGAAACCCUGGAUCAGUCCUGUGAGCAUGCCAGAGAGCAGCUCACCAACAGCAUCCGCCAGCAGUGGAGGAGACUGAAGAACCAUAUGGAGAGAUUAGAUAGCCAAGCAUCUCUAGUGCAGAAUCAACUUGAGUCUGGUAAAGAGGUGGUGCCCAGAGAAAUCCACGAGGAAGAGAUGGAGAGGAUGAGGCUCGAAGUGCAGCAGUGCAAAGACUUCAUUCACACCCAACAGCAGCUCCUCCAGCAACAUCUCAACUCAUCGUUUGAUGAUGAGACGGCAGCUCUUCUUAACGACUGCUACACACUGGAAGACAAGGAGCGACUCAAAGAGGAGUGGAAGCUCUUUGAGGAGCAGAAGAGAAACUUUGAGAGGGAGAGAAAGAACUUCACUGAAGCUGCUAUUCGCCUGGGCCGGGAGAAAAAAGCCUUUGAGGAGGACCGUGCCUCUUGGCUCAAGAACCAGUUUUUGAACAUGACUCCAUUUGUAGACCGCAAGAGACGCUCCUUGUCUGACUGUCAGAGUGCCUUAUCGAUCAGAAGUGAACCAGAGAUGAGGGUGUCUCCCACAAAAGCUGAGCUGACCAAAUCGUCAACGUAUGCUACCAUCUCCACUCCUAAAUGUGCACAAAACGCUGUUGUGCCAUCCACCACAGAACUUUACCGGACUCUCCGCCUGAUACCAGACAGCAGCACCUCCAGGCAUUCAAAGGUAGGGAGCUGGCAAGACUCCAGCACCAUCCAAGAUGGAGAGACUCGGGCCAAGUCGAAACACAGAGUCCGAUGCGGAGACUUGAGUAUCUUCUCUUUGGGUGAAGAUGAAAACAGCCUCAACUUCAGACAAUCCAGUGCCAUUGUUGUGGACUCCACUUUACAGACAACAUGAGUGGCCAUGCCAUCAACACUGCCUCAGGAUGCCAUCAUCUUUUUUUUUUUUUUUUUUUGGCAACAUCCCUAUAUUGUUUUAUUAUGGGACAUUCAUGGAUCAGACAUCGAAGCUGAUCCAACAAGAGAGCACUUUAAUUAAAUCUGCCACUUUUUUCCAUUACAUGCAAAUCAGCAUUUAGAAGAUAUAAAACUACAUUCAGGUCAAGGAGAGUAUCUACCAAGCACUAAUUUGAAUAAACUGGAGCUCAAGAACACUCAAGUUUUCUACAUGUUGAUAAGAUACUGGAUGCUUAGAGUAUAGUUUUCAGCUGAAAAUUCAUUUUAAUGUUUACAUAUCCUUAAUUUUAGAUGUAUAAAUUAUAUCAUUUAAAUGAAAGCUUAUAACGCUUAGAUCUAUAUAACUUGGAUUAAUAAGAAUAUGCUGGUUUAACAGUGCAAUAAAGGUGUUUUUAAUAAGCUG
Molecule: messenger RNA, 2626 nt
Organism: Myripristis murdjan (pinecone soldierfish)
Lineage: Eukaryota; Metazoa; Chordata; Actinopteri; Holocentriformes; Holocentridae
Gene: ssx2ipa
Product: synovial sarcoma, X breakpoint 2 interacting protein a
Exons: 14
Coding region: 320-2164 (614 amino acids)
Biological process (GO): intraciliary transport involved in cilium assembly
Cellular component (GO): centriolar satellite; ciliary basal body
Source: RefSeq, a predicted model, not a curated record